AUGGGGAUCGAAUAUUGGGCACGAUCACAUUUUCCAGGACAUCAAUACAACAUGAUGACAUCAAACAAUGCAGAGUCGCUUAAUGCUUUAUUCAAAAAAGAUCGAGAGUUACCAAUUAUCGCAAUGAUUGAUAACAUUCGUGACAAGCUACAACAGUUGUUUCAUGAUCGAUGUGAGGAAUCACAGAGUUGUACAAGUUUGCUAAACUCAGCUCAGGAAGAUAAACUCUUCAAAACUCUAGAUGUGACAAAAAAGGUAUAUGUAGAACCACUGGAUCAAUUUCAUUUCUCCGUGAGAUGUGUACGUAAUUUUGGAUACAUCGUGGACUUGAAUGAUAACAUGUGCACGUGUAGACGGUUUCAGUUGGAGAGUUCUCCAUAUACACAUGCAGUGGCAGUGGCUAUACAUAGAGGAUUUCCACCACACACUUUAUGCAGUGCUUAUUACAUGAUUGAUUAUUGGAGAGUAGCGUAUAUCGAAACAAUAUUUUCUGUACCAAACGAAGUCGAGUGGGAAGUUCUCGACCACAUUCUCUCACUGAAUAACUUGUUGCCACCAGCAGUCGGACCACGUACUCCUGGAUAUACACGUAUGUCUAGAAUACCAUCUAUCGGAGAUUUUCUCCAGCCUCGUAAGUGCGGUGUAAUAGGGCAUACUAGAAGAUUUUGUUCAAGUCAGAUUCCUCUGCAUGACGGUGUAACAGAUGUUUAA
Molecule: messenger RNA, 711 nt
Organism: Olea europaea var. sylvestris
Lineage: Eukaryota; Viridiplantae; Streptophyta; Magnoliopsida; Lamiales; Oleaceae
Exons: 1
Coding region: 1-711 (236 amino acids)
Molecular function (GO): zinc ion binding
Source: RefSeq, a predicted model, not a curated record